AUGACCGUCUAUAGCUGGGGUCGUGGCGAAGACGGGCAGUUAGGUCUUGGAGACACAAGUGACCAGCACCGCCCUGUGACUAUUGAUGCCUUAGCCGAGCGCCGAAUAGUGCAGAUCGCAUGUGGUAGCGGCCACACUGUCGUCCUCACAGAUGAAGGAGAUGUGUACACCUGGGGUCGUGGCGAUGAUGGGCGUUUGGGUCAUGGAGAUAACGGUUGGAAGUUCGUGCCACGCCUCGUUGAAGAGCUGCGAGGUAAAAGUGUUCGUCAGGUCACGUGCGGUAGCUAUCACACGGCAGCUGUGACAGUAUCAGGCGAUUUGUAUACAUGGGGAGGUGGCAUGUAUGGAAAAUUGGGACAUGGCAACGAAACAGGUCAUUCGACUCCGUACUUAGUGGAGACUCUCAAGAGCAUGCAGGUGCGGCAGGUAGCUUGCGGAAGUCGACACACGGUCGUAUUGCUAGAAAACAAAGAUGUUUAUACGUGGGGCGAUAGAGAAAAUGGAGUCUCAGGCCACGGAGACACUGAGGGACAUCAGUACUUGCCUUGCCCAGUUGAGGAACUUCGAGGCAAGUUUAUUAUUCAGAUUUCAGCUUGUGGCUUCCACACAGCUGCUUUGAGCGAGUUUGGAGAGGUAUUUACAUUUGGAGAAGGCAAGUUUGGACGCCUUGGACAUAAUUCAGAGCGAAAUCAGCCUGUUGCCCGCUUAGUGGAGGCAUUGGCCGGCAAAUGCGUCAAGCAAGUCGCUUGCGGAGGAUUUCAUACAGCCGCAGUUACAGAAACAGGGGAAGUCUACACGUGGGGAGGAGGUGAACAUGGACAACUUGGACACGGUGACAAGCUAAAUAAAACAGUGCCUACGCGAGUGGAAAGUCUAGUGGAGAAGCUGGUUGUGCAGAUUACGUGUGGUUGGAGUCAUACAGUUGCGCUAACGGAUAAAGGCGAGGUUUAUACUUGGGGAAAUGGUGACCAUGGCAAGCUCGGGCACAAUGAUACGACUAAAGUCACAUUACCAAAGCUGGUUGACGUGAUGGAGGGGAAACGCGUAAUUAGUGUAGCAUCUUACAAUGAGCACACUGUUGCACUCGUGGAUCCUGUGGCAAUGCUUCGUGCUUCCACCCUGACUUCUUCAUAUGUUGGUGACAUGCGCCAGUUAAUCGAUAGUGCUGAGUUUUCGGACGUUUCUUUUCUUAUCGAAGGACGUGCCGUCCAUUCGCAUCGUGCCAUUUUGGCUGCUCGUAGUGACCAUUUCCGCGCCAUGUUUUCGUCAGGAAUGCGUGAGUCUCAUGAGCAAGAGAUUCCAUUAAUGCAUACUCGGGUGCCUGUUUUCCUAGCGUUGCUGGAGUAUAUAUACGUGGACUCGGUCAAUGUAGGCGCUGAAAUGGCACUUGAAUUGUAUGCUGCCGCUGAUUUAUAUACGUUGGAUCGUCUCAAGGGUCUUUGUGAAAUUAUUGUGCAAAAGAACAUCAAUGUUGAAAACGCAGCUGCCCUUUUUCAGUCUGCGGACGAUCUGCACUCGUGCCGGCUGCGUGAGAUCUGCCUUUCAUACAUGGUGCAUAAUUUUGACAGUGUUACUAAGUCCGAUGGUUUCGCUAAUCUUUCCCGUGAUCUCAUCUUGGAGGUGCUGCAAAAUCGGUAG
This is a messenger RNA of Plasmopara halstedii, 1638 nucleotides long. RefSeq names its product FOG: RCC1 domain. The record is from RefSeq and is a predicted model, not a curated record. NCBI's taxonomy places the organism in Eukaryota, Oomycota, Peronosporomycetes, Peronosporales, Peronosporaceae. The transcript has 2 exons. Bases 1 to 1638 code for a protein of 545 amino acids. Gene Ontology annotation, molecular function: protein binding.